AUGUUGUUGUUGGUUGCAGCAUUACAUGAGCUUGACCCAUUGUAUAAAGAAUUCACAUAUUCUUCCAAGAUUUCAAGUUUGAUACUAUCCUUAGGUUAUAGGAGACCUGUCAUCAUGCAGUCCAUGUACAUUUUCAAGCAACCUGGAAUCGGAGGAGAAGUUGUGCCACACCAAGAUAAUUCUUUUGUGUACACGGAUCCAACGAGCUGUACAGGUCUCUGGAUGGCUUUAGAAGAUUCUACAACUGUUAAUGGUUGUCUUUGGGCUAUUCCUGGAUCUCACAAGAAUGGUCUGGUUAGAAGGUUUAUCCGAGGUGAAAAGGGUGUAACCUUUGAUCGUCCAUCACCAUCUUACCAACAGAAAGAUUUUGUGCCUAUUGAGAUGAAAGCUGGCUCCAUCAUUGCCAUUCAUGGUGAUCUUAUACAUCAAAGUUUUGAGAAUCUGUCCUCCAAGUCGAGUCAUGCCUAUAGCUUACAUGUAGUACAAACUGAUGGAUGUAAAUGGGCACAAGACAAUUGGAUACAAAGAGAGAAAAUGCCGGAGCCUCACUUUGUUCUUCCCUAA
Microthlaspi erraticum is the source of this 564-nucleotide messenger RNA. The record is from the annotation of a GenBank genome assembly. Lineage: Eukaryota; Viridiplantae; Streptophyta; Magnoliopsida; Brassicales; Brassicaceae.